GUUGCAUUUUCCCUCCAUCACAACAGCUAGCAACCAAAACCAAUUAACCUAAAAACCUCCUUCUAGUCACAUGAUUUUAAGUACUUUCAUUGGGCUUUUAUCCAAAAUGCUCACAUUUGUUACACACAAAACACCAUCAUCAAACUCUCAUGCCUUGUAAUUAUAAUGGAUACAGAACUCCAACUCAUAAAAAACCUACCUGCAUUAAUACUGCGCAGAAAUUCAUCAUCAAACUGCAGGCCUGACCCCGAAAUCGAAGAUGAACAUCGAUACACAAGCUUGAAGGAUAUCAUAUUGAACUCGCCACAACACAGCACCACAAUCCCGGAGGAGAGUGACUUUGAAUUCGACCCUUCGAACAUCACGAUUCGAAACCAGCUGGUGAAGCGUGCAGCCUCAGCAUAUGUGCAGUCAGCUGCAAUACUGGCCAGCAGUCGAAACCAAAACUUCAUUGUGAGCUUCUGGGGGAGGCUUAGGGGCAAUGUGACAUCAGGUUCACGCUGGUACGCUUAUGUUAGGAGCCCAAUAGAAGCUUGUUUCAGGCCUAUUUUGCAGUUUUUAGCUUGCAUGGUUGGGAAUGUGAGGACCACAUUGAUCAACAUUCCAAUAUCUUGAAGCUAAUAUAUAUAGGGUGAAUGUUUCUCUUCUCCAAGAUGGGUUUAUUUUCUUUUGGGUUUUGUCCUUAAAUUUAUAGGCUUUCAGUUCCAUUUGUAUGUAACACAAUGUUGGGUUUGUAUUAUAAUUUCUGAGGUACAUAAUGUAAAUUAUGCGUAAA
Messenger RNA from Prunus avium (sweet cherry), 775 nucleotides. NCBI's taxonomy places the organism in Eukaryota, Viridiplantae, Streptophyta, Magnoliopsida, Rosales, Rosaceae. The record is from RefSeq and is a predicted model, not a curated record.